Molecule: messenger RNA, 1734 nt
Organism: Marmota flaviventris (yellow-bellied marmot)
Lineage: Eukaryota; Metazoa; Chordata; Mammalia; Rodentia; Sciuridae
Gene: Washc1
Product: WASH complex subunit 1
Biological process (GO): Arp2/3 complex-mediated actin nucleation; retrograde transport, endosome to Golgi; exocytosis
Cellular component (GO): recycling endosome; early endosome; WASH complex
Molecular function (GO): alpha-tubulin binding; actin binding; gamma-tubulin binding
Source: RefSeq, a predicted model, not a curated record
GGAGCGCGGCGGGCGGUGGCGGCGGCGGCGCGCAGGCACUAUGACUCCUUUGAGGACCCAGCAUUCCUUGGCAGGUCAGACGUACUCAGUGCCUCUCAUCCAACCUGACCUGCGGCGAGAGGAAGCCAUUCAACAGGUGGCAGAUGCCCUGCAAUACCUACAGAAAGUCUCUGGAGACAUCUUUAGCAGGAUCUCCCAGCGGGUAGAGCUGAGCCGGAGCCAGCUGCAGGCCAUUGGGGAGAGGGUCUCCUUGGCCCAGGCCAAGAUCGAGAAGAUCAAGGGCAGCAAGAAGGCCAUCAAGGUAUUCUCCAGUGCCAAGUACCCAGCCCCAGAGCGUCUGCAGGAAUACGGCUCCAUCUUUACUGGGGCACAGGACCCUGGUCUGCAGAGACGGCCUCGCCACAGGAUCCAGAGCAAGCACCGCCCCUUGGAUGAGCGGGCCCUGCAGGAGAAGCUGAAAUACUUUCCUGUCUGUGUGAACACCAAGCCAGAGCCCGAGGAUGAAGCUGAGGAAGGUCUUGGGGGUCUUCCAAGCAACAUCAGCUCUGUCAGCUCCUUGCUGCUCUUCAACACUACUGAGAACUUGUACAAGAAGUAUGUCUUCCUGGACCCCCUGGCUGGUGCUGUAACAAAGACCCAUGUGAUGCUGGGGGCAGAGACGGAGGAGAAGCUAUUUGAUGCCCCUCUGUCCAUCAGCAAGAGAGAGCAGCUGGAACAGCAGGUUCCAGAGAAUUACUUCUAUGUGCCAGACCUGGGCCAAGUACCCGAGAUUGAUGUGCCAUCCUACCUGCCUGACCUGCCUGGCAUUGCUGAUGACCUUAUGUACAGUGCUGACUUGGGGCCAGGCAUUGCUCCCUCUGCUCCCGGUGCCAUUCCAGAACUGCCCACCUUUCCUACAGAGGUUGCAGAGCCUUUCAAGGCGGACCUAGAAGAUGGGGUGCUGACAGCACCCCCACCACCGCCCCCACCGCCACCCCCAGCUCCUAUGCUGCUGGCCAGCGCCCCUCCACCCCCACCUUCACCCCAGACUGUGGCCUCCACCAGCCUAGGUGCCAGGGAGGACGACAACAGCAGCAGUGCACCUCCUUCAGUUCCAGUCCAGGGAGCUCCCAAGGAAGUGGUUGACCCCUCCAGUGGCCGGGCCACUCUGCUGGAGUCCAUCCGCCAAGCUGGGGGCAUCGGCAAGGCCAAGCUGCGCAGUGUUAAAGAGCGCAAGCUGGAGAAGAAAAAACAGAAGGAGCAGGAACAAGUGAGAGCCACGAGCCAGGGUGGAGACCUGAUGUCGGAUCUCUUCAACAAGCUGGUCCUGAGGCGUAAAGGUAUCUCCGGGAAGGGACCUGGGACUGGAGCCAGUGAGGGACCAGGAGGAGCCUUUGCGCGAAUGUCAGACUCCAUCCCCCCUCUGCCGCCCCCACAGCAGCCACCAGGAGAGGAAGACGAGGAUGACUGGGAGUCUUAGGUGGCUCCUCCCUCCCUAAACCCUGACUGUUGCCUUCUUGGAAACAUCCAGGAGCAGCUCCUGGGCCUACCAUCCUCUCAGCCUAAGGAUCUCAGCUGGGAUAGUGGACAGUCCCAGAUCUGCACCUAGACCCCCUGCACAGGGUGUAUGUGUAUGCCACCCGCUUGUGCCCUGCUCAUGUGACUGCCUUACCCACCCUUUACCAGGGUGCUCUUCUAAAGAUCUUUGAGAAUACAGCAACAUGAAUCAAUAAAGAAGGGUAAUACAGGAAUGGA